This is a messenger RNA of Bolinopsis microptera, 1948 nucleotides long. Its product is annotated as organic cation/carnitine transporter 2-like. Gene Ontology annotation, biological process: transmembrane transport. Lineage: Eukaryota; Metazoa; Ctenophora; Tentaculata; Lobata; Bolinopsidae. Gene Ontology annotation, cellular component: membrane. Gene Ontology annotation, molecular function: transmembrane transporter activity. Bases 6 to 1637 code for a protein of 543 amino acids. The transcript has a single exon. The record is from RefSeq and is a predicted model, not a curated record.
CUCUGAUGAAAGAAAAAAAGGAAAAUGGUGCAAAACAGGAGCCUGGUACAGAAUCAGGACAAGAAAAUAAGCCGCUUGUGGGAAAAGGACCGCUUACUAUCGACGAAGCAGUGGACAGUAUCUAUAAUGGUAUGAACCUAAAACUUCUGCUGGUCUUCCUGACCGCAACUGGGACUGCGACCCAGACCCCCAUGCAAAUCUACAUCACUAUCUUCGCAGGUUUCAUCCCUUACACCAAGUGGGAUUGCAUCUCGAGCACGUGCACAGCUCUACUGAACAAAACUAGCGAUAUCAAAGAGUUCUACAGCCGCAAGACGAUGUGCGACAAUAAUCUGGAGGCAGGAACGGACUUCAAGUGGACCAGCGAGAGAACGAGCUUCUCGAUAGACUGGGGGCUCUACUGCGAUGAUGAAGCUAAGUUCACCACUAUUUCUAGCUUCUUCUUUAUAGGUGCCACAUUGGGUCUUCUCGUGUGUACUGCUGUGUUUGAUAGGUUUGGUAGGAGGAACGGAGCAAUAGCAGGGAAUCUGAUCGGAGCUACUGCAACUCUUAUCGGAACAUGGGCUCCUUCUUUUGAGGUGAUGCUUGUCAUCAGGAUCUUUCAGGGGGUGGGAAUGUUCAUUAAUCUCACUGGCAUCUACGUCUGGUCCGUGGAGUUGACUCCAACCCAUCUUAGAAGCUUCGCUAAUGGUUCUAUUAUGAACAUUUGGUCGGUGGGCUAUAUGUGUAUAACAUUGUGUGGUUACUUGAUACCCACCUGGAAUUACAUCUUCCUAACAGUGGGUAUUAUUAAUUACAUUCUUACUAUCCCUCUCCUGAUAUAUCCUAUCUCUCCAAGAUUUGCUCUGGUAAGAGGAAGAGAGGAAGAGGCUAAAAGAACACUGGAAUCCUUCUCUCGGCUCUGCAACAACGAAACAUCAAUGGCUGAUGUGAACUUGACCUACAAAAAGAGAGUUUUAACAUUCUUCGAGCAGCUCAAAGAUUUCAAGAUUUACCCUACCUUACGAAAAGAGACCCUCUUAGGCCUGAUAGCAUGGUUCAUUGUAGCUGUGCUCUUCUAUGGUUUCUCCUUUGGAUGGGUGCAGAUUUCAUCUGACCUGUAUACAGGUCACCUAGCAGCUGCUAUCAGCAAGUGUUUUGGCUACUCCAGCGCAAUCCCGCUUUGCAACUUGAUCGGUAGGAAGAAGACCCUGUUGAGUAUCCUAGCACUAGGUCUCUUCUCAAACUUCCUAGCCAUGCCUGAUGUUCAAAUCUCUGAGGACUGGACUCUGGAGUACGUGGCAUGUCUGAUUGGUAACUUAACAUGCUCUGCAGCGUUUGGAGUGAUGUAUCUUUACACGGGGGAGCUCGCUCCCACUUCUCACAGAGGUAUGAUCAUGUCACUCAGCUCCGCUUCUGCUCGGGUGGGCAGCUUUACUGGUACCUAUGUGGGACUCCUCUACGCUGUUGCUGACCGGCGUGUUCCUCUAGCUGUGUUCGCUGGGCUGACCUGUGUCUUCAUACUCUCUAUAUGCUUCAUGUCAGAUCCUACUGGUAGGGGGAUCCCUGAAACACCUCUAGAUGUGGAAAUAAUGACGGGUAAUAAGGAUUUUGUAGAGCCGUGUGAGGAUGGGGUUAAAACUGAGGCUAGAAGUUAAUAGUCGAGCAGUUUGUUAACAUUUUAAUCAUUAUCAUAACUAGUUAUAUCUAGACAACCGAGCUUGGAUGAGAUGUUUUAACCCGGGACUAUCAAAUAAGUUUAUUAACAAUCACUUGAGUUUUAAUAGCAGCUAAGUAUUGCUAUUAACACGUUAAGUUUAGAACAUCUGAAUGGUACAAUAAAACCCCGAUUUAGGUUGGCCCGAUCGGGUUUUACUGUACUACAAACAUAUAAUCACUCUGUGUUGAUUUGUAUCUUUAUCUAUUGUUCAAAUUAUCAGAAUUAUUCGUUUCCAAAUCAUCACAUACU